This is a messenger RNA of Jaculus jaculus (lesser Egyptian jerboa), 2531 nucleotides long. It is a transcript of the gene Flot2, whose product is annotated as flotillin 2. Bases 107 to 1393 code for a protein of 428 amino acids. Gene Ontology annotation, biological process: protein localization to plasma membrane; regulation of myoblast differentiation. The transcript is spliced from 11 exons. The record is from RefSeq and is a predicted model, not a curated record. Gene Ontology annotation, cellular component: plasma membrane. NCBI's taxonomy places the organism in Eukaryota, Metazoa, Chordata, Mammalia, Rodentia, Dipodidae.
GGCGUCCGCUGGGGGUGGCGGGAUAGCCUGGGCGCGGCUGGCGCUGCGGACCCGCUGCUGCUGCCCAGGUCUGUGCGGCUCCAGGACCCUCCGUCCCGCUGGCGCCAUGGGCAAUUGCCACACGGUGGGGCCCAACGAGGCGCUGGUGGUUUCAGGGGGCUGUUGUGGUUCUGACUAUAAACAGUAUGUGUUUGGCGGCUGGGCCUGGGCCUGGUGGUGUAUCUCCGACACUCAGAGACUGUCUCUGGAGGUUAUGACCAUCCUGUGUCGCUGUGAGAAUAUUGAGACGUCGGAGGGGGUCCCGCUAUUCGUAACAGGGGUUGCACAGGUGAAGAUUAUGACAGAGAAGGAGCUCCUGGCUGUGGCCUGUGAACAGUUCCUGGGCAAGAAUGUGCAAGACAUCAAGAAUGUCGUCCUACAGACCCUGGAGGGACAUCUCCGCUCCAUCCUUGGGACCCUGACUGUGGAGCAGAUUUAUCAGGACCGAGACCAAUUUGCCAAGCUGGUGCGGGAAGUGGCAGCCCCUGACGUUGGCCGCAUGGGCAUUGAAAUCCUCAGCUUCACCAUCAAGGACGUGUAUGACAAAGUGGACUAUCUGAGCUCCCUGGGCAAGACACAGACUGCAGUGGUGCAGAGAGACGCCGACAUCGGCGUGGCAGAGGCGGAACGCGAUGCAGGCAUUCGGGAAGCUGAGUGCAAAAAGGAGAUGUUGGAUGUGAAGUUCUUGGCAGACACCAAGAUAGCUGACUCCAAGAGAGCCUUUGAGCUACAAAAGUCAGCCUUCAGCGAGGAGGUGAACAUCAAGAUGGCUGAGGCCCAGCUGGCCUACGAGCUGCAGGGAGCUCGAGAGCAGCAGAAGAUCAGGCAGGAAGAGAUAGAGAUCGAGGUUGUGCAGCGGAAGAAGCAGAUCGCCGUGGAGGCUCAGGAGAUCCUCCGCACUGACAAGGAGCUCAUCGCCACAGUGCGCCGCCCUGCCGAGGCAGAGGCCCAUCGAAUCCAGCAGAUCGCUGAGGGCGAAAAGGUGAAGCAAGUCCUCUUGGCACAAGCAGAAGCCGAGAAGAUCCGUAAAAUUGGGGAGGCAGAGGCCGCAGUCAUCGAGGCAAUGGGCAAGGCAGAGGCUGAGCGGAUGAAGCUUAAGGCUGAGGCCUACCAGAAAUAUGGGGACUCAGCCAAGAUGGCCUUGGUGCUGGAAUCCCUGCCCCAGAUUGCUGCGAGAAUCGCCGCGCCCCUGACCAAAGUCGAUGAAAUUGUGGUCCUCAGUGGGGACAACAGUAAGGUGACUUCAGAAGUGAAUCGGCUGCUGGCAGAGCUGCCCGCUUCUGUGCAUGCCCUCACCGGUGUGGACCUCUCAAAGAUACCCCUGAUCAAGAAAGCCACUGGUGUGCAGGUAUGAGGCUCCUGGAGGCCCAUGCCCGUCAGCAGCUGCCUGCCCCUCCUCCAGCACCCGUUUUGACAUCACAAGGACAACGGGAACGGCUCUGACUCUGGUGCCUUAUUCUGUAGGGACCAGAAGUGCUGCUUGUUCAGGCCAUCUCUGGCUGUCUUCCCUUCCCUCCUGUCUGUUUCUUCCUCCUCUCUCCAUACUGUCACAUUCACUACCACCCUCAUCAACUUUGUCUCCUCGACCCUCAUUUGCCCAUGUGUCUCUUCCACUGGUUGUUUAUUUCUUGCCCCCUCUUUUCCUGUCCUCUAUGCACAUUACAUAGUUUAAGCUGAAGAUAUUUAUUAUAGUCACUGUCUGUGUGGAGUGGCCCAGCUGCUCCUCACAAUCCUGGUGCCUUGAAGUUCUCCAUGUAUCUGUCAUCUCUGUGGCCCUGGAAGAGGCCAGCAUGGGGUUCUGGGUAGGACACCUACCCUCCCUUUCCUGGCCUGGUCUUCCAGGAAGCCCACAGCCCACCCACUUCUGCCUCUUGAGGCCUAGGUAGCCCAGGCCUGCUUUCAUACCUGCCCGUCUCCACCCCAGAGGCACAAAGGCCAGGCCUCCUGUCUAUAGCAGCUCCCUCAGUUUACUACUGCCUUAGGAGGCCCUGCUUGUGCUCAGGGAAGUUUCCUUCAUUGGCAUGUCCUUGCUAGGUAGGGUGGGUCUUAGUCUCUACUCUGCUAAGCCUGUCUGGAGGUCAAGGUCUAGGACUACUGGGGAGAGUAAAGUAUAUAGACCCUCUUCCUGCUAGUGCUAUGCUGUUCUGGGCAUGGGAAUCUCCCAGCGGGCAAGCCCGUGCCAACUCUAUACAGAAUUAAGUGUCAUGGACUGGCCAAAACUCAUUCCCCUUGUGCCAAUUCCUUCCUGGCCAGAGUGAUGGGGUUCCAGCCAUGAGAAGCAGCUCAAUCUGUGUCUCCUGCACCAACGGGAGGCAGAAUUGCCCAGGGCCCAAGCAUCCUGGCAGAGGUGCUGUGGGUGUCCCACAGCCCAGUCCCCACCUCUGGCCUGCGUAGCUGUGCUGCAUGUAGAUGUUGCAUGUCUGGUCUGGAGCUGGGAUGUUGCACUGCCCCCUGCCUGUCUCCUCCUUUAAAAUAAAGAUCCCUUACGUCUC